Messenger RNA from Caenorhabditis remanei, 1086 nucleotides. RefSeq lists its product as uncharacterized. Lineage: Eukaryota; Metazoa; Nematoda; Chromadorea; Rhabditida; Rhabditidae. Gene Ontology annotation, molecular function: GTPase activator activity. The record is from RefSeq and is a predicted model, not a curated record. Gene Ontology annotation, biological process: intracellular transport. Gene Ontology annotation, cellular component: cytoplasm; nuclear pore. Bases 1 to 1086 code for a protein of 361 amino acids. The transcript has 7 exons.
AUGUCCAAGCCAUUCUUCAAACCAUCAGCUUUAGCACAAAAAGCAGAGAAAAUGUGGUCAGAAAGCAAGUCAGACUACUCGGCUACUCAUUCCACUGUGACACAUGUUCAUCUGGAUAAGAAAUCGUUAGGAGAUAUUAUUCCAAAAAAUACUUCUGCCUCGAAAGAGAAGGAGGUUGAAGAGGCUGCUGCUCCCCAAUUCGUUUUCGGAUCCAAAAUUGCUGAUAGAGUUGUGAAACAGGACGGAGAAGCUUCGAAGUCUGGCGAAUCCGAAGAGAAAACAAUGACGGCAACCGAGCUCUUCAAAACUGCCGUCAAAAAAGAUGACGAGAAAAAUGGAGCGAAAAACUUCAGAGAAGAAGCUGAACAAGAAGCGGAAAGAGCAAAAGAAGCCGAGAAGCAACACGCUGGAACAAGUGCUGUUGAAAUUACCACUGGAGAGGAAAAUGAUACGAAUAUCUUCCAGGCUCCAUGCAAAAUUUGGGCAUUCGAUAAAGCACGCAAUGCGUAUUCCGAGAAAGGAGUUUGCACUCUUCGAAUCAACAAACGUGUGGAAAAGGGCCUGACGCAUCAUCGUAUUGUUGCGAGAACGUCAUCUGGUACUCUCCGCGUCAUCAUUAACUCAAAAAUCUUCUCAGAUAUGCUCUUGGAACGGGUUGACAAACGUGUCAGGAUUUCUGCAAUGGGACCUGAAAUCAGUGGUGUUCAGAUCUUCCUUCUAAAAAUAGGCUUCACGAAAACCGAAACGAUCCCAGAUUCUGAGAUUUUCUAUAACAUAAUGAGUGAUUUGCUGAAAUUGGAGAAAGGAGAGAAUUGCCGAAAGAGAAAAGCUGAUUGUGAUCUGAAUGCUUCAACAGUAAAAAUCAAGGAUGGUAAAGAAGAUGAUAAUGAACAAGAUCAAGUUGAUGAAGGAUUCGUUAUCGUCAACAAACCUACUGAUGAAGAGGUCAACGAGACCGUAACGGCACAAGAAGAAGCACAAGAAGAAUCGACUUCCGAAGCUACUACUCCUGCUGAAGAAACAACUUCCGAUGCUACUACUCCUGCUGAAGAAUCAACUUCCGAUGCUACUACUCCUGCUGAAUAA